Sitophilus oryzae (rice weevil) is the source of this 6261-nucleotide messenger RNA. RefSeq names its product clathrin heavy chain (gene Chc). Bases 182 to 5248 code for a protein of 1688 amino acids. NCBI's taxonomy places the organism in Eukaryota, Metazoa, Arthropoda, Insecta, Coleoptera, Curculionidae. The transcript is spliced from 28 exons. Gene Ontology annotation, cellular component: clathrin coat of trans-Golgi network vesicle; cell cortex; clathrin complex. The record is from RefSeq and is a predicted model, not a curated record. Gene Ontology annotation, biological process: intracellular protein transport; receptor-mediated endocytosis. Gene Ontology annotation, molecular function: clathrin light chain binding; structural molecule activity.
UUGUAAACUGGUCGGCCAUGUUGAAUGGGUGUGCAUUUUGAUCUGUCAACUCGUCAGUAACCUCUAGACUUAAAAAAAAAUAUUAAAAUUGUAUUUGGAAAAGUUUCAGUACUAUCGCCCCGGUUUCUUCGGGUAAAGAUUUACUUAUAGUUGGUGUCACAUCGUCGAAACAAGCGAAAAAAUGACGCAGCCUACCUUGCUGCCUAUAAGAUUCCAAGAACAUUUACAGCUUACCAAUAUUGGUAUAAAUGUCGCCAAUAUUUCGUUUGCAACUCUCACCAUGGAGAGUGACAAAUUUAUUUGUGUGCGGGAAAAAGUUGGAGAGACAUCACAAGUCGUUAUUGUUGAUAUGGCAGACACGGCUAGUCCAAUACGUAGGCCUAUCACAGCUGAGAGUGCCAUUAUGAAUCCAGCGUCAAAAGUUAUCGCUUUAAAAGGUAAAGCGGGAGUAGAAGCUCAGAAAACGUUGCAGAUAUUUAAUAUCGAAAUGAAGUCAAAAAUGAAAGCUCAUACAAUGAACGAAGAUGUCAUAUUUUGGAAAUGGAUUAGCCCAAAUACUUUGGCCUUGGUUACAGAGACAUGCGUUUUUCACUGGUCCAUGGAGGGUGAUUCCACACCUGUUAAAAUGUUUGAUAGACAUUCAUCACUUAAUGGCUGUCAAAUUAUAAACUAUAGAACAGAUCCAAAACAAAACUGGUUGCUUUUAGUUGGAAUUAGUGCUCAGCAAUCUCGCGUUGUUGGAGCUAUGCAGCUAUACUCAGUAGAAAGAAAAUGUUCCCAGCCUAUUGAAGGCCAUGCAGCAUCUUUUGCAACCUUCAAAAUCGAUGGAAAUCCAGAGCCUUCAACACUGUUUUGUUUUGCUGUAAGAGCAGCUCAAGGAGGAAAAUUACACAUUAUUGAAGUUGGUCAGAGUCCACCCGGCAAUCAACCUUUUCCAAAGAAAACUGUUGAUGUUUUCUUUCCGCCUGAAGCCCAAAAUGAUUUUCCAGUAGCCAUGCAAGUCUCGACUAAAUACGACGUAAUCUAUUUGAUUACUAAAUACGGUUACAUCCAUAUGUAUGAUAUUGAGAGCGCAGUUUGCAUUUACAUGAACAGAAUUUCAAGCGAAACUAUCUUUGUUACUGCUCCUUAUGAAACCACUGGCGGAAUUAUCGGCGUCAACAGAAGAGGUCAGGUGCUGUCUGUGUCUGUAGACGAAGAGAAUAUAAUUCGAUAUGUAAAUCAAAUAUUACACAAUCCUGAUUUGGCCUUAAGACUGGCCACUCGUAAUAAUCUUUCGGGCGCCGAAGAGCUUUUCGUUAAUAAAUUCCAGUUGCUCUUUCAAAAUGGACAAUAUACUGAAGCGGCUAAAGUGGCUGCAAAUGCACCUAAAGGAAUUUUACGAACUCCCGCAACCAUUCAAAUGUUCCAACAAGUUCCAACACAAGCUGGACAGAAUAGCCCUCUUCUACAGUAUUUUGGAAUUCUAUUAGAUCAAGGACAGUUAAAUAGAUAUGAAUCAUUAGAGCUCUGCAAACCCGUGUUAUUACAAGGUCGUAAACAGCUACUGGAAAAAUGGCUGAAAGAAGAUAAAUUGGAAUGUUCAGAAGAAUUAGGAGAUUUGGUAAAGCAAGUUGAUCCCACAUUGGCUCUUUCUGUCUAUCUAAGAGCCAAUGUUCCUGCAAAAGUAAUUCAGAGCUUUGCGGAAACAGGACAGUUCCAAAAAAUUGUGCUUUAUGCAAAAAAAGUUUCUUACACGCCCGAUUACAUAUUUCUGUUACGUCAAGUAAUGAGGACCAAUCCAGAACAAGGUGCCGCAUUUGCCAGUAUGUUAGUUGCAGAUGAAGAGCCGUUGGCAGAUAUUAAUCAAAUAGUAGACAUUUUCAUGGAGCAGAAUAUGGUGCAACAGUGUACUGCUUUCCUUUUGGAUGCGUUAAAGAAUAACAGACCUACUGAGGGCCACCUACAAACUCGUCUUCUAGAAAUGAAUUUGAUGUCUGCUCCUCAAGUUGCUGAUGCCAUACUAAGCAACAAUAUGUUCACACAUUACGACAGGGCCCAUAUCGCUCAAUUGUGUGAGAAAGCAGGUCUAUUACAAAGAGCUUUGGAGCAUUACACUGAUUUGUAUGACAUUAAGAGAGCAGUAGUUCAUACGCAUCUUUUACCUGCUGAGUGGUUGGUCAGCUUUUUCGGCACACUUAGUGUGGAAGACAGUCUUGAAUGUUUAAAGGCCAUGUUAACAGCAAACAUCAGACAAAAUUUGCAAAUUUGUGUUCAGAUUGCAACAAAAUAUCAUGAACAAUUGACAACUAAAGCUCUAAUUGAUCUUUUUGAGAACUUUAAGAGCUAUGAGGGUCUCUUCUACUUUUUGGGAUCAAUUGUCAACUUCUCUCAAGAUCAGGAAGUUCAUUUCAAAUAUAUACAAGCGGCAUGUAAAACAGGACAAAUUAAGGAGGUUGAGAGAAUAUGCCGAGAAUCAAAUUGUUACAACCCCGAGAGAGUCAAAAACUUCUUAAAAGAAGCAAAACUUACUGAUCAGCUUCCUUUAAUUAUUGUUUGCGAUCGUUUUGAUUUCGUUCACGAUUUAGUUCUAUAUUUAUAUAGAAAUUCGCUUCAAAAGUAUAUUGAAAUCUACGUUCAAAAAGUGAACCCCAGCCGUUUGCCGGUUGUAGUUGGUGGAUUACUUGAUGUCGAUUGUUCUGAAGACAUUAUAAAAAAUCUGAUUCUGGUAGUUAGAGGUCAGUUUUCGACAGAUGAGUUAGUAGAGGAAGUUGAAAAGAGAAAUAGAUUAAAACUUUUAUUACCAUGGCUUGAGAGCCGAGUGCAUGAACAGUCUGUUGAACCAGCUACUCAUAAUGCAUUGGCUAAGAUUUACAUUGAUUCAAAUAAUAACGCAGAAAGGUUCUUGAAAGAAAAUCAAUGGUAUGAUUCUCGUGUGGUUGGUCGUUACUGUGAAAAGCGCGAUCCUCAUUUAGCUUGCGUUGCAUAUGAAAGAGGUCAAUGCGACAGGGAGCUUAUCGCCGUUUGCAACGAGAACUCCUUGUUUAAGUCGGAAGCCAGAUACUUAGUCCACAGACGAGAUCCGGAGUUGUGGGCAGAGGUACUACAAGAGAGUAACCCCUACAGACGGCAGUUAAUUGAUCAAGUAGUUCAGACGGCUCUCAGCGAAACACAGGAUCCUGAAGAUAUUUCAGUUACCGUUAAAGCUUUCAUGACAGCUGAUUUGCCGAACGAGCUAAUUGAACUUUUAGAAAAGAUUGUGUUGGAUAGUUCAGUUUUCUCCGACCACAGAAAUUUGCAGAACUUACUUAUUCUUACUGCUAUCAAGGCUGACGCUACGAGAGUGAUGGACUACAUCAACCGAUUGGAUAAUUACGAUGCCCCCGAUAUUGCUAACAUUGCCAUUAAUAAUCAUCUUUACGAAGAAGCUUUUGCAAUUUUUAAGAAGUUUGAUGUUAACACCUCUGCUAUCCAAGUUCUUAUUGAACAGGUCAAUGAUUUAGAUCGAGCCUUUGAAUUUGCAGAACGUUGUAACGAGCCAGCGGUAUGGAGUCAGUUAGCUAAAGCUCAAUUAAAUCAAGGACUUGUCAAGGAAGCUAUUGAUUCUUAUAUUAAAGCAGACGAUCCAUCUGCCUACAUGUCUGUUGUGGAAACAGCUUCAAAAAAUAAUAGUUGGGAAGAUUUGGUGAGAUAUUUGCAAAUGGCGCGUAAGAAGGCAAGAGAAAGUUAUAUCGAAUCGGAACUGAUCUAUUCUUAUGCUAAAACCGGAAGGCUGGCCGAUUUAGAAGAAUUUAUUUCUGGUCCAAAUCAUGCUGAUAUUCAAAAAAUUGGCGAUAGGUGCUUUGAUGAUGGAAUGUACGAUGCCGCAAAAUUACUUUACAAUAACGUUUCUAACUUUGCUAAAUUAGCUAUCACUUUAGUACACUUGAAAGAGUUUCAGGGUGCUGUAGAUAGUGCUCGUAAAGCUAAUAGCACUAGAACAUGGAAAGAAGUUUGCUUUGCUUGUGUGGAUGCACAAGAGUUCCGUUUAGCUCAGAUGUGUGGUAUGCACAUAGUCGUACAUGCUGAUGAAUUGCAAGACUUGAUUGAUUAUUAUCAAGAUAGAGGACAUUUUGAAGAAUUGAUAGGUCUGUUGGAAGCUGCUUUGGGUCUGGAAAGGGCCCAUAUGGGUAUGUUUAGCGAACUAGCUAUUUUAUAUUCCAAAUAUAAACCUGCAAAAAUGCGUGAACAUCUGGAACUUUUCUGGUCGAGAGUUAAUAUUCCUAAAGUAUUGCGUGCAGCUGAGCAAGCUCAUCUUUGGGCCGAACUGGUCUUCUUGUAUGACAAAUAUGAAGAAUACGAUAAUGCUGUAUUGGCUAUGAUGGCUCAUCCUACAGAAGCAUGGCGAGAAGGUCAUUUUAAAGAUAUAAUUACUAAAGUUGCAAACAUCGAAUUAUAUUAUAGAGCUAUUCAGUUUUAUUUAGAUUACAAACCUUUACUGUUAAACGAUUUGUUGUUAGUGUUGGCGCCUAGAAUGGAUCAUACCAGAGCUGUUUCUUUCUUCACUAAAACUAAUCAUUUACAACUUGUGAAAUCAUAUUUACGAUCUGUCCAAAAUCUUAAUAAUAAAGCUAUAAAUGAGGCACUCAAUUCACUGUUAAUUGAUGAAGAAGAUUUCCAGGGUCUGAGAACAUCAAUAGAUGCCUUUGAUAACUUUGAUAAUAUUGGAUUAGCACAGAGACUGGAAAAACAUGAACUGACAGAAUUUCGACGAAUUGCAGCUUAUUUAUAUAAAGGAAAUAAUAGAUGGAAACAAAGUGUUGAAUUAUGUAAGAAAGAUCGAUUAUUCAGAGAUGCAAUGGAAUAUACAGCUGAAAGUAGAAACCAAGAGUUAGCUGAGGAGUUACUGGGUUGGUUUUUGGAAAGGAAAGCCUACGAUUGUUUUGCCGCCUGCUUAUAUCAAUGUUAUGAUCUUCUUCAUCCAGACGUUGUUAUGGAGUUAUCUUGGCGUCAUCAGAUAAUGGACUUUGCGAUGCCCUAUUUUAUUCAAGUCACUAGAGAAUUAAGUACUAAAGUCGAAAAGCUGGAACAAUCUGAUGCCCAGCGGCAGACUGAGGCAGCGGAACAAGAUGCCAAGCAACCCAUGAUGAUUCCAGAGCCCCAACUAAUGCUUACAGCUGGACCAGGAAUGGGUAUUCCGCCACAGGCAUAUGCCCCACCGCAAGCCUAUCAGCAAGCGCCGUACGCUCCUCAGAUGCAAUACCAAGGUGGCUAUCCUGGGGCUAUGUAGGGAAAUGCCCCCGCUUAUGGGGUUUCACAGCAUUAUAGUAAAUUUUUCUAGCCUAAAGGAGAGACAUAGGGCUACAUCUGAUGCAAAUUAGUUUUGUUAUGGCAGAGGUAGAUGUCGAUUAGUGAAGUUCAAGUGUGUUAAAACUUAAAUGCUUGAUUAGGAUAAAAAAAUAGAUAUUUAUAAGCUUUUAUAUUUUUUAUUUAUAGGAUAGAGAAAAGUUAAGCUACAUUUUUAAAAUAUUAGAAUGGAUGAUUUCAUAAAUUUAUAGGUAAUUUAUUUUUCUUUAAAUAAUAGACUAUAACAUUUAAAAGUAUGUUUUAACUAAUCGAGAUUUACCUAAUGUAUAAAAAAUGUUAAUGUUAUUUCACCUCUGUCUGUUUUCAAUCCUAUAAUUUAUAACUAUUAUUGUAUUCUUGCACAGAUUUUAUUAUUUUUGUUGAAAUUACGUACUAUUAGUUAAUAUAGAUUACCAUAGAAUAUAUAUUUUAGGAUAUCACCCUAUGGAAAUUAAAUUGCACUUAUAGGCCAACUGAAUUACACUUAAAUUUUCGUAUUUUUUUGUUAUCUAAGAUUUUACCUGAAAAAAAUUAUAUGUGUAAAUAGAGUCAGAAUAUAACUUGCUUUAUAAAAAAGUUGUAUAUAUUUAUGCGCUAAAAAGGGAUUAGGUAUUAACUCAUAUUAAGGAAUUUUCUUCCAAAGUCCAUUUAUUUUGUAGGUUGAAGAAAAUUUCUGUUUUGAAAAUGUAUAUAACCCUUUGUUUUGCUUACAACAAAUUAAUUUGUAGUAACUUGUUUUAUAUUAUCAUUCCUUUUUUAUUAUAUUUAAUUAUACGUGUAUAUGUUCUUUAUUUUUGAUAGCUAUAGUUAUAUCUAUUUUGCACGUUUGGAAUAAGUUUUAUAGCUUUUGAUUUAAAAAAUCGGAUAUUGUGCAAAAUCUAAUUUCAUAUAUAAACGUAGUUAUUGCAAUUAUUUUUUCUCUGUAUUUAAUGAGCUAAAUAAAAAUGAUUUAUUGAA